Molecule: messenger RNA, 2091 nt
Organism: Quercus lobata
Lineage: Eukaryota; Viridiplantae; Streptophyta; Magnoliopsida; Fagales; Fagaceae
Gene: ABCG10
Product: ABC-2 type transporter family protein
Exons: 1
Coding region: 239-2077 (612 amino acids)
Biological process (GO): transmembrane transport
Cellular component (GO): membrane
Molecular function (GO): ATP hydrolysis activity; ABC-type transporter activity; ATP binding
Source: RefSeq, a predicted model, not a curated record
UCCCAUUAGUUUGCAAAAUCAAGGCAAGCCCAUCCCAAAGAGCUGUUUAAGCUCAAAGCAAGCAUGCCAAAUAUCUAUAUUGGCUUCUCCUGCUUUUUAAUUUGUACGUUUGCAACAACCACAACUAGUUUGGUGUGUUAGUUCAUCUCCUCUUCUUCACAUAUCCCAUCUUAACAUAUCACAUCUUAACAUAUCACAUUUUACACUUUCUUUCUCUCACUCCCCUUUGUCUCUCUCAAUGGAGUUGCCAGUUUCCGGUGGCCGGAGAAUCCCAUAUAGAAUAGAAACCAAAAAUGUGUCCUACAAAUUAUGUGGCCUCUUUGAUGAACUAAAUUGGGUGUGUGGUUUUGAAACUCCAAAGAGAGCCCCUAAUAAGUUCAUUUUGAAGGGUGUAAAUUGUGAAGCUAGGCCUGGAGAGAUCACAGCAAUUGCUGGUCCUAGUGGAGCUGGAAAAACCACACUGCUAGAGAUUCUAGCCGGAAAGAUAUCACCAAGGAAAGUUUCAGGUCAGGUAUUGGUGAAUGAUUGGCCUAUCGAAGCUAAAAUUUUUCGGAGAAUAUCGGGAUAUGUCACCCAAGAUGAUGCUUUGUUUCCAUUACUUACAGUAGAAGAAACACUCAUGUAUAGUGCUCUGCUAAGGCUAAGGGGUGGGAGAGGUGAGGCUGCCAUUAGAGUCAAAGAGCUAAUGAAGGAGCUUGGGUUGGAUCAUGUUGCAGGUUCCAGGAUUGGCGGAAAAUCAAAUCGAGGCAUUUCAGGUGGGGAAAGGCGUAGAGUUUCGAUUGGAGUUGAUUUAGUUCAUGAUCCGGCUGUUAUUUUGAUCGAUGAACCAACUUCAGGGUUGGAUUCAGCCUCAGCUCUUCAUGUGCUCUCAUUGCUUAGAGCAAUGGUGGUAAAUCAGGGUAAGACAAUUGUUUUAACCAUCCACCAACCUGGUUUUCGAAUCCUCGAGUUGUUUGAUCGCAUUGUUUUGCUUUCAAAUGGAUUUGUCAUGCAUAACGGAUCGCUGGAUCUUCUUGAGGAGAGGCUUAAGUUGGCUAGUCAUGGCAUUCCCCCACACGUCAAUGUGCUUGAGUUUGCUAUUGAUGUCAUAGAAAGCUUGGUUAUUCAAACUUCAGAAACUCUCAUUGACCAAAGUAAUAUUGAAGAACAUAAAGAUGAAGUUCUUAAAAUGAGGAAUGUUGCCUACCCCAACAUUAAUGGAGAAGGAAACCUUCUCUUCUACCCAAAUUCUCGACUUGAGGAGGUUUUGAUAUUAGGACAAAGAUUUUGCAACAACAUAUUCAGAACCACGCAACUCUUUGCCACAAGAGUCAUACAAGCUUUGGUGGCCGGUUUAGUACUGGGGACCAUUUUCAUGAAUGCAGGCAGAGAACAAGGGGAAGUGGCCUUACAAACCCGAAUUGGGUUUUUCGCCUUCAGUCUCACCUUCUUGCUAUCUUCCACAACAGAAGGCCUACCAAUUUUCUUGCAAGAGCGAAGAAUUUUGAUGAAUGAGAUUUCAAGAGGAGCUUAUAGAGUAUCUUCUUACAUUAUAGCGAACACCCUUGUCUUUCUUCCUUUCCUUUUAAUGGUUGGUCUUCUCUACACAACCCCAGUUUAUUGGCUAGUUGGUUUAAAGAAGGACUUUAAUGGAUUCCUUUACUUUUCUAUGGUGGUUUGGAUGGUUCUAUUAAUGUCCAAUUCUUUUGUAGCGUGUUUCAGUGCUCUAGUGCCAAACUUCAUCAUGGGUAACUCAGUGAUUUCAGGGCUAAUGGGCUCUUUCUUUCUCUUUUCUGGGUAUUUCAUAUCAAAGGAAAACAUACCUAGUUAUUGGAUUUUCAUGCAUUACUUGAGUUUGUUCAAGUACCCUUUUGAGUGUUUUAUGAUAAAUGAGUAUGGAGGAGAGCAAGGGAGGACUAAGUGCAUACAAUUUGUGGAAGGACAAUGCAAUUUGUAUGGAAAUGGGUUCCUAAGACAGCGAGAUCUGAAAGAGUCACAGAAAUGGAGCAAUUUAGCUGUGAUGUUGGGUUUCAUCAUUGGGUAUAGAGUGCUUUGCUUUUUCAUUUUGUGUUUCAGAUGUUACAAAAUCAGAAGCUAGAUAUACUCUACAAU